This is a messenger RNA of Mauremys reevesii (Reeves's turtle), 3665 nucleotides long. It is a transcript of the gene TYW2, whose product is annotated as tRNA methyltransferase 12 homolog. Lineage: Eukaryota; Metazoa; Chordata; Testudines; Geoemydidae. Gene Ontology annotation, cellular component: cytoplasm. The transcript has 8 exons. The record is from RefSeq and is a predicted model, not a curated record. Gene Ontology annotation, biological process: tRNA methylation. The coding region runs from base 444 to 1772 and encodes 442 amino acids. Gene Ontology annotation, molecular function: tRNA methyltransferase activity.
GGCUCCCUGGGUGCACACCCUAAUGAAAUGGGCUGCGCACGCCUAUGGUGGCUAGUCACUGGUCCGCGAAGCACUUCCAGGGCCAUGAAGCAUCCUCGCGUUGCCCUUCAAGCACACUCACAGAGGUGGCAGCCUCACUGGCCACACAUCCAUCAAAGUGCAGCCCAAUUACCACAUGAGCUGUGAAAUCUAGAACAAGAGGUGCUGUAGUGCUAGCAGGGAGCAUUUCUCUCUGCCACCUCCCCUUUUCCAAAGGGAGACUUCUGGGCAUUUCUGGCAUAGGUCAUGUUAAUAAAGCUGCACUCACAGCACUGAUUGGGUUGCUGGUGUAUAGUGUUCUCCUGUGCCGCAGCUUUGAGGUGCACACCUAGAGCAUGCAGUGCUAUGCAGAGCUCUGAUAAUGGGGAUAUGGAGACUUCUGCCUCCAUAAAGGUUCUGGCAAGAUGGAUGCAAAGGAUUUGAAUUCUGGUCCUAUCUCUGUACUUAUUACUGAGUCACAGUUUGCCCAGCCGUUCAGGGAGUAUUUGGAGAGAGAGAGGGUUCUGGAUGUCUGCCAUCGUGUGCAAAAGCUGCUGGAUGGCACAGUGGCAUUGCCUGUGCUGGGAGAGAAACUCACUGAGCAGCACUUGCAGGAGCUGCGGGAGAGCCUGCCCCCUGAGAAGACAUGCACACUGACGUGGGUUCAGAACCCCAUUCCCUCGAAGGCAGCACGAGUCCAGUCCCCCGCCCGGAAGCUGUGCAGGGAGCUGCAGCAUUUAGUGUCAGCCUCUGGGGGCAGGUGGUCAGAUGAGCUGGAGGACGAUCUUCCUCGUUCCUGGCAGCGGCACGGAGACCUCAUCCUGCUGAGCGAGAGCAGCUUCAGGGCUGCGUUGUGGAAGGAGCUGGGACCAGAGCUCUGGGAAACAGUUGCUUCUGCUCUGGGCGCCCGACGCAUAGCCAAACGAGGGCGAAUAUCACCGGAUGGAGUACGAUCCCCGACAGUGACCCUGUUGCUGGGGCAGGAUGGCUGGGUGGAGCAUGUGGACAAUGGAAUCAGAUAUACGUUUGAUGUGACCAGGUGCAUGUUCUCGCCUGGAAACAUCACAGAGAAGCUGCGGGUGGCGUCGCUGCCAUGUGCUGGGGAAGUGCUAGUGGAUCUCUAUGCAGGGAUUGGCUAUUUCACGAUACCGUACCUGAUUCAUGCCGGUGCUGCCUUUGUCCAUGCCUGUGAGUGGAACCCCCAUGCUGUAGAGGCCCUGAGAAAGAACCUGGAGCUGAACGGCGUGCAGGAUCGGUGUCAGAUCCACCAAGGUGAUAACAGGCAGCUGGAGCUGCGGGACGUGGCCAACAGGGUGAAUCUGGGGCUGCUCCCCAGCUCAGAGGAGGGCUGGCCUAUCGCCUGCCAGCUUUUGCGGAAGGGCACAGGGGGCAUUCUCCACAUCCACCAGAACGUGGAGUCCUUCCCAGCAAAGGCUCAUUUGCAUAGUGGCCACUUGGAGGAGCAGCAGCUGCAGCAAUGUCCAGAACAAGCUGUGUCCAAGAGGCAGGAGGACAAAACGGGACAAAGGAACUGCAGGAGCCCAAAGGAUGCUGACAUCAUAGAUUCCGGGAGGGAGACCAGGGCCGAGUGGCAGAGGUGGGCAGAGACCACGGGAAUGCGGAUCAGGGUUCUGCUUCAGCAGCUACAUGGGAAGCCUUGGAGGACAAACAUUCUGCACAUUGAGCCAGUGAAAUCGUACGCACCCCAUGUGUAUCACAUAGUCCUGGAUCUGGAGUGCCGCCCCCUCUCUUAGUACACCCUUGGGAUCCCCAGGAAUGUCGCCUUCUCUGCUAGCAAAUGCGCAGGGGGAGCUCAGGGCCCAAUCCUGAGAAGUUCACAAAGCCUACACAGAGUUGAGUGCUCCCAGCUGGCACCCUGUGAACUGGUUCAGUCUGACACUGGUCUUGCCUUCUGCUCUCCUGGGGCUCCUCUUCUCUCCAGACUGGCAUGCAACAGCUUGACCUGACCAUCAUGGUGCUCCCUGCAGCUGCUUUCUGCGAUCUUCACUCUAUUUCCAUUUCCUGUAACCAGGUAAAACAUUUGUUGUUAGUUUUAUCUGCAUGGAUCGUUUUUCCCAGCGGGAUGGCAGAGUUCUUCAGCACUCAGCUCCAAACUCUGUUUUCACCACUAAUGCCAGCAAGAGACCUGGGCAUGUGAACUUAGCAGAAUGUCUGAGUUCAGAUUCACCAGUUGAGCCAGAGAGCAUCUCAGUCCUGACAAAGGCUGCCACUGGUGCCAGGCUGUGGGCAGAUUGUGUCUCUGUGACCACUAGGACCUAGGCUGAGACUCACCAGACUUACUGCCCUUGUGAUCUAAUCAGAAAACGCUGAGCGCUUUGCUCAUGGUAUUCAUUUGUUGUGGGCAUGUGAAGAGCUCCAGGACAUAGUGCAGUCCCUGUGAGCUGACCGUGCUCCCUCUGCUGCUGUCCUGGUCUAUUCCUAAUUACCGCACUGAUUUUGCAGAGAACCCCUGUACAGGCAGAUCCCCACUGAUGUACGUGGGGCUCAGUGUGGAGCGAGUUGCAGGAUUGGGCCCUAUGUACUUUAUCACAACAGAUACGAACUUUCAUGUUUCUUAGCAUCUAAGGAGGCUUGUUCAUCCUCUUGUUCCAAGCCUGGAUCUGAAGUUACUAUGAUGUUUGCCCACAAGUUUCAGGAAGCCCGGGCAAGCGGUUUCUCUGCUGCUACUUGGGAUUUUUGGCCUGUCUGUUUAAAAUAGUGAGAAAUGAAUGAAUGUAGUGCUACUGAAAGGUACCAAACUGAGAUCCCCGGAGACCAAAGCCUCUCCCCACAGAACGGAUGCAGAGUCAGUGCAAGAUUUCCCCACCCAGCAAUUCUGCCUCACUCCUGCCCUGGAUGGAACAUAGGAACUGCCAAACUGGGUCACGCCAGUGGUGCAUCUCCAACAGUGGCCAGUACAAGCUGCUUUGGAGGAUGGUGCAAGAAACCCUGCAGAAAGCAGUUAUAAAAUAUCCUGCCCACAAUAAUAAUUUCUUCCUAAUCUCUGUUUGUAAGAGGCUGGUUUGUGCCCUGAAGCAGGAGGGCUUAAAUCCCUUCCAAACCUCUGCAUUAUUUGUAACCCUCACCAUUCUAACUUGUGAUACCAGUCCUUGCUGAGGUCAGUGAGAUAUUGUGGCAGUGAGUUCCACAGGUGAAUUGUGUACUGUGUGGAAAAAGUAUUUCCUUUUAUCGAUUUUUAAUUCACCACCUUUUUCAUUUUGUGUCCCCUUGUUCUUCUAUACCAAGAGAGGGUGGAGAAAAGCUCCUGACCUGCCUUCUCGAUACCAUUCAUUGCCACCUCCUCUCUAGUGAUUAAUGCUAAGAGGAUAGCUGCCCAUUUAAUCCUGGGGCUUGAUUUAGAAACUCCCAAAUAAGAAGCCAUUUGGGAUGUUGGGCUUUUCAAAGGGGCCACCUGUUCUCUAGGAACUGAACUGGAACCACCACAUUGAUUUCACAUAACCUACUGCUCAGCAGCCAUGCAAUGGCAAUGACUUCCAGUUGCUACUGACCUAGGCUGCAGUCAGGCCUAUGACAAGAGGUGAAAGGCUCUGGAUUAGGGCUGUCGAUUAAUCGCCGUUAACUCACACGAUUAACUCAAAAAAAUUAAUCGCAAUUAAUCACAGGUUUUAUCGCACUGUUAAACAAUA